AUGAGGUUUGACAAAAAGGGAAAAUUAAGUCCUCGGUAUGUAGGACCCUUCGAGAUCUUAGAAAAGGUUGGAGCAAUGGCAUACCAUUUGGCACUACCGCCUGACCUCUCGAAUAUCCAUCUACUAUUUCAUGUGUUGAUGCUUAGAAAGUAUAAUCCAAAUCCAUCUCAUGUAAUACAAUAUGAAACUAUUCAGUUAAGAGAUGACUUAACCUAUGAGGAGCAACCGGUGGAUAUUCUUGAUAGGCAAGUCAAAAAGCUCCGUUCAAAGGAUGUAGCCUUAGUGAAAGUAUUAUGGCGAAACCACACCAGUGAAGAGGUAACGUGGGAGGCUGAAGAGGAUAUGCAAACAAAGUAUUCUCACCUCUUUAAUACAUAG
This is a messenger RNA of Theobroma cacao (cacao), 378 nucleotides long. Lineage: Eukaryota; Viridiplantae; Streptophyta; Magnoliopsida; Malvales; Malvaceae. The record is from RefSeq and is a predicted model, not a curated record.